CAUCAUGAACACUGCUGAUUUUAAGGUUAUGUGCAUCAAACGCCAAAUCGCACGAUGUUUUGAAAGACCAAGGGUGCGUUCGGGAAGCACGCUAUUCGCACAAUAAGUAUCUAAGACCGUUCGAGGAGACGCUUUGUGGCGCUAUAAAAUUGAUAAUGACAUCACUCUCAAAGCAGCGUGACGUCAUUAUUCGCGCAAUUUUUCGCUAUCAUUUUCGAGUGCAACCAGAAAGAACAAACCAAUUGUGUCAAAAGUCAAAUAAAGACAAUUUAUUAAACUGUGAGAAACUGUAUUCACAAUGGCUCAAUCACUUAGUCAAAUAUCUGAAAAUGUCGAAAUUCAUCUUUUAGAUGAAAACGACGUGACAUACACAAUAAAAGUAUCGCCAAAUGAUGCAGCGCGUGCAGAAAAUGAUACGAUAUUUGCUACUUAUCUUCUAAAAAGAGCAAAAUCACAAGAUUCAGAUUUUGAUGCAGCAAGUCUUUCAAUGGAGUCUUCCAAUUCUGAGGAUAAUAAUGAAUCAAUGUUUAAAUGGUCUCAUGCGGCAAUUCUAUUGCUGGUAGAAAAGUAUCGGCUACAAGAAAAUAACAUUGUAUCGGGUAAAAUGUCCCAGAAAAAAGUAUGGAAUAAUAUUGCAUCAGCAUUAUCUGUUAAAGGCUAUAAUGUCACUGGACCUGAAUAUCUUUCAAAAUUUCACGGAAUGAAACGAACUUAUAAAUCUAUAAAAGAUCACAAUAGCAAAUCAGGGAAUAAUCUUAGAACAUGGCCUUAUAUGGAAGUCAUGGAAUCUUUGCUUAGUGAACGACCUUUUAUGUCGCCUCCAGCAAUAGCCUCUUCAAGCAGUAUGUGUUCUAAUUCCAGAUCUAAUAGAGAAUCUAACUUAUCAAAUGCAAAUAUAUGUAACAAUGCAAACUCAAAUAAUAAAAAUUUAGCUAUUCAAAUUCUCGGAAGCGCAAGGCACAAGAAAGUACAUCAAACAUUGCUGAAUCAAUUUUACGAAGUCAGAAAUUGGCUGAGAACAACAGUGAUCAGAGGCACAAAGAAAACAUGGACUUUAAAAAGCAAAUGCUAGAAUUCAUGGGUAAAAUUUUAGACAAAUUAUAAAUGUUUUUAUUUUAAUUUACAUGCAACAAAGAUAAAACGAAGCUGUAGUACAAAUUAUAAGAUUGUUUCCUUUGUUUUUGAUAAAACAUGUAGCAUUUAUUUUCUUGUUUACUUUUUAGUACAAUUAAUAUUUUAUUUAGUUUUGUAAAAUAUAGUAUAGUAGCUGGUACAUCUAUUAUACUGCGUUCUGUCUUCCUUAAUAUUUUAAACAUAUUCUUAAAAUUUGCUUUAUUUUUUAAUAUUAAUAAUUAAUAUUAAGUUUAUACACAUAAGUAUUCACUAAUGUCUUCCCAUUGUAUUUGAAUUAGGUUAGGUUAGGUUAGGUUUUAGUAUGGUUAGGUUAGGUUAGUUUAGGUUAGGUUAGGUUAGGUUAGGUUACCCCCAAUAAUUUGAAUUAUUUUGACGAUUUUCAACUUUAUGCCUAUACAUACAUAUUUUUAUAAUAUAGUUAAUUAGUUAGAUAAAGUUGUUGCGUAAACAUGGUCAUAGACGCAACGCAUAAAGUUGUGAAAAUCGUACAAAUAACAGUUAUAAUAGCAAGAGAUUAAUAACUUCUUGUGUAUAUCUGUGAUAAAUUGAAUAAUGGUUAUAUGCAUAAGUGAUACUUAAUGUUAAGAACACUGAUAUAUAAAAUAAUAUUUUUCUUUCUAUGUUGGAACAAUUAAAAUGUUUGGUAAAUAUUUCUGAUGAAAGUUAUGUGGAACAGAAUUACUACAUUCAGUUAACUUAAUUAGUCUAUUAUAACAAAAUUAAUCAAUCAUAUUGAUCAGAAAAAUAAAUUGGUUCAUUAAUUUUGCUGCUUGGUCGAUCGAAAAAGUUAACCAGAGUUAGUGAUAUUAGUUUUUAUGUAUAACUAAGUAUUACAUUAUACUUAGUAUUACUUAUACAGUGUUACAUAUAUGUAACUUGUUUUUAUUUUUAUUGUACCUCAAGACAAUACAAAGUAUUUCAUUUUUAUUUUGUCGAAGGGAAUGAUUAAUUAAUAUUAAUGCUUGGUCGACCGAUUAAG
This is a messenger RNA of Harpegnathos saltator (Jerdon's jumping ant), 2113 nucleotides long. RefSeq names its product hybrid signal transduction histidine kinase M-like. The transcript is spliced from 3 exons. The record is from RefSeq and is a predicted model, not a curated record. Bases 299 to 1072 code for a protein of 257 amino acids. Lineage: Eukaryota; Metazoa; Arthropoda; Insecta; Hymenoptera; Formicidae.